Molecule: messenger RNA, 1386 nt
Organism: Geodia barretti
Lineage: Eukaryota; Metazoa; Porifera; Demospongiae; Tetractinellida; Geodiidae
Source: the annotation of a GenBank genome assembly
AUGUCAAGACUGGCCGACGACAGUCGUGGAAACUUUGCGGACGCACUGAUCGUAGAAGAAUCCGUCUCUGGACAGUGGGUCAAGACCGUCUCCCCCGACACCUGGGACAAAGAUGCUGUUGUCGUGGACCAACCAGACGAGAGUCUGCGGAGCGGUCUUACUCCACAUUGUACGGUCGGAAGUCCGAGAAGGAGUUCAGAUCCCAUCUCCGAGAACCUCACCCUUCUGCCUGAGUUCAGUGUAUGUCACAAUACUCCUGAACACCACGUUGGAGAGAUCCCCCCACCAGGAGGGCUGGAAGAGAUGGCCGUAGGAUUUCAUGAUCUCAAACAUCACAGUCCAGAGUCAGCAGACUACGCGGAUCUCUCCCAGGACUCUCUCCCUCCCCCGACAACGACAAACACCGUCUCCGUGGAUACGACAGACGGCAGACCGGUUGCCGUGGAAACCUCCGGCAAGCCUCGUACGGCUUCAGUCUCCUCCUCUUCGCGUGCACCACCACCACCACUGCCACAACCAGUUGCUACCGGUGACGGCGGGGGCAGAGGGAAGGUGAGGAGAGAGAGGAAGGGAGGGAGGGGAGGGAAGGGAGAGGACGCCAUAUCGCAGGUCUCCUCUCUCAUGCCAGACACAGACCUGGCUCGUUUCAAGGCCUCCAAGAGAGCCAUCACCCGUACCCCUGAACAGGUCCUCUUCCAGUCGCUCAUCAUCAAGUGUGUCGUGCAGCUAGAACUGAUUCAGGCCAUCGACAACAUCCUCUUCUUCCCCAACACCAGUCGCCACGACGACCAGGCCAUCCUACAAUUUGCUCAGUCGGUUGCCGUGGACACCCCAAGCCCCGCCCCCAGCCGAGGGGAGGGGGAGGGGAUGUUUGGCCGACUGAGCACCCCUCAGCUCUUUGUCCUCCUCGAUUGCCUUGACGAGAGCCACAUGUUUGCUUCUGCCUUCAACUGCAACAACGAACAACGAACACUCCUCAUGAAGGCCGGGUUCAGAGGUCGUACGAGGCCCAACCUCCUGAGACAAGAGACACAGAGUCUCGUAUGUUCGUUGAGGGUCCUCUACCAUAUGUUGGAGGACGAGGAGAGAGAGGAGAGCAUGACUGCCGUGACGAGAGCUCUGGGCUACUUCCUACUGCUGUCCAGUGAGAUGCACAGAGAGUCAUGGACGCCUGUUCUUCUCCUCAUCUUCACCAGACUGCUGACACUACACCAUCAUCAGUUCAAACAACACGUCUCGGCUUGUUAUCACCACCUCUGCGAUCUGGUUACCAUGGAGCUAAAGUUCGAAGUUCGCUCGCUCCUCCGACGAAUAUUCAUCCGGAUUGGUCGAGACUUCCAAAUAGUGCCCGUUACUAGCUCUGUUUCAAACAUUUCCACUGAAUAG